AGGCAACUGCAGACUUGCCCAUCUACUGCGACCACCAUGGCCAGCCUGAUUGCCAUCCUAGACCUAAAGGGAAAGCCACUUAUCCAACGCUCGUACAAGGACGAUGUCUCACCAACUUGUAUCGAAAGAUUCUUACCACUCAUCCUGGAAAUAGAGGAAGAGGGUCAGCAGGUUACACCAUGUUUCUCCAGCCAGGGCAUCAAUUACAUGCAUAUCCGUCAUUCGAACCUUUAUUUGCUAGCGCUGUCGAAACGGAAUACAAAUGCAGCUGAAAUUAUCAUAUUCUUGCACCGGCUGACUCAAGUUCUUGUGGAAUACUUCAAGGAGUUGGAGGAAGAGUCGAUAAGAGACAACUUUGUGAUCAUAUAUGAACUCAUGGACGAGAUGAUGGACUUUGGAUAUCCACAAACGACUGAAAGUAAGAUAUUACAGGAAUACAUUACUCAGGAAUCACAUAAACUAGAAAUACAAGUCCGUCCUCCUAUGGCUGUAACGAACGCUGUGUCUUGGCGGACUGAGGGGAUCCGAUACCGAAAGAAUGAGGUUUUCUUGGAUGUCAUCGAGAGUGUAAACUUGUUGGUCAAUGCAAACGGAAAUGUCGUCCGCUCGGAGAUCCUUGGCGCUGUCAAGAUGAAAUGCUAUCUGUCAGGAAUGCCCGAGUUGCGUCUAGGACUCAACGACAAAGUGAUGUUUGAAAGCACAGGGCGAACAUCCCGUGGAAAAGCAAUUGAGAUGGAAGAUGUAAAAUUCCACCAAUGCGUGCGACUAUCUCGAUUCGAAAACGAUCGUACCAUAUCAUUCAUUCCACCUGAUGGCGAGUUCGAGCUGAUGUCGUAUAGACUUUCUACCACGGUGAAGCCACUAAUAUGGGUUGAGGCUGCUGUCGAAAGCCACAAAGGGAGCAGGGUGGAGUAUAUGGUCAAGUGUAAAGCCCAGUUCAAGCGGAGAAGUACUGCCAAUAAUGUGGAGAUAUAUGUUCCUGUGCCAGACGACGCUGAUAGUCCAAAGUUCAGGGCUUCAACGGGUAGCGUUCAGUAUGCUCCCGAUAAAUCUGCUUUCGUUUGGAAGAUUAAGCAAUUGGGUGGAGGCCGUGAGUAUCUAAUGCGCGCUCACUUUGGUUUGCCCAGUGUCAAAAAUGAACAAGACGUUGAAAAGCGAGCACCCAUCAGUGUAAAAUUCGAGAUCCCGUACUUUACAGUUUCUGGCAUUCAGGUGCGAUACCUCAAAAUUGUAGAAAAGAGUGGUUAUCAGGCGCUACCAUGGGUACGAUAUAUUACACAGAAUGGAGAUGAUUACAGCCUUCGUACAGCAUUAGAGAAAGGCAGCGCGCCCAUUGUACCUAUGUAACUGCACACUGUAUUGCUUAUGAUGUUUAAGUUGGCAGAUCAUCGAUCAUCAUCAGCGCAGCUAUUCUACGAGAAG
This is a messenger RNA of Serpula lacrymans var. lacrymans S7.9, 1422 nucleotides long. RefSeq lists its product as uncharacterized. Gene Ontology annotation, molecular function: clathrin-cargo adaptor activity. Bases 37 to 1347 code for a protein of 436 amino acids. The transcript has 8 exons. Lineage: Eukaryota; Fungi; Basidiomycota; Agaricomycetes; Boletales; Serpulaceae. Gene Ontology annotation, biological process: vesicle-mediated transport; intracellular protein transport. The record is from RefSeq and is a predicted model, not a curated record. Gene Ontology annotation, cellular component: clathrin adaptor complex; clathrin-coated vesicle.